AUGGAUUACCCUCUGCCGCCGGCUUUGCUGCUGGAGGAGGCCCUGAAGACGCAGCAAGACCCCCAGGAUGCUGCUGCUGCUGCUGCUGCGCUGCUGCAGCAGCAGCCGCAGCCUUUGCCUCGGAUGAAGAUUUCCAAGUCCCCAACCAACUGCAGCAGCAGCAACAACAGCAGCAGCAACAGCAGCAGCAGCAGCAGCAGCAGCAGCAGCAGCAGAGAGACAGGCGUAGACUCUGUGCUUUCUCUGUCUCUGACUCAACGCCGCCGCUUUCUCUUUAAUAUGCUCGCAAACUUCUGCAUAGAGGCAAACGCAGGCAAGCAGCAGCAGCAGCAGCAGCAGCAGCAGCAGCAGCAGGAGCAGCAGCAGCAGCAGUAG
Molecule: messenger RNA, 375 nt
Organism: Eimeria mitis
Lineage: Eukaryota; Apicomplexa; Conoidasida; Eucoccidiorida; Eimeriidae
Exons: 1
Coding region: 1-375 (124 amino acids)
Source: RefSeq, a predicted model, not a curated record